Molecule: messenger RNA, 1420 nt
Organism: Eublepharis macularius
Lineage: Eukaryota; Metazoa; Chordata; Lepidosauria; Squamata; Eublepharidae
Gene: RSPH1
Product: radial spoke head component 1
Exons: 10
Coding region: 16-915 (299 amino acids)
Biological process (GO): spermatid development; axoneme assembly
Cellular component (GO): nucleus; motile cilium
Source: RefSeq, a predicted model, not a curated record
AGCGCGGUGCGAGGCAUGUCGGAUCUUGGCUCGGAAGAGAUCGAAGAAGAGGCAGAGAAUGAUUUGGGGGAAUAUGAAGGUGAACGCAAUGAAGCUGGUGAACGACAUGGACAUGGGAAGGCCAGGUUGCCUAAUGGUGAUACCUAUGAAGGAUUAUAUGCAAAUGGUAAAAGAAAUGGAGAGGGGCUGUAUAGAUUUAAAAAUGGUGCCCGCUACAUUGGAGAAUACUUUGAGAAUAAAAAGCAUGGCCAUGGAACCUUUAUUUAUCCUGAUGGAUCCAAAUAUGAAGGAGAAUGGGUGGAGGACCAGAGGCAUGGCAAUGGUGUUUACUCUUAUGUAAAUGGAGAUACAUACACUGGAGAGUGGUUUAAUCAUAACAGGCAUGGACAAGGUACAUAUGUCUAUGCACUAACCGGCUCCAAAUAUGUUGGCACCUGGGUAAAUGGGCAGCAGGAGGGAGCUGCUGAAGUUAUCCAUCUGAACCAUAGAUACCAGGGGAAGUUUGUAAAUAAAAAUCCAAUGGGUCCUGGAAAAUAUGUAUUUGAUAUUGGAUGUGAACAGCAUGGUGAAUAUGUUCAUGAUGAAAAAGGAGAGGAAGAAGAGGAAGAAGAGUCUUUGAUACCAGUUGUUCCAAAGUGGAAAGCAAUAAAAAUCACUACCCUAACACUGUGGGCACCUGAUGAACCACCUCCUGCAGAAACAGCCCCUGUAGCAGCUGGAGAGGCUCUUAUACCUGAAGAGCUAGAGUCUUCAGUGGGUGAGACUGUUUUGGAAACUCCCGCUGAUGUACCUGCAGAGGCAGCUGAGUCCAGUGAAAUUACACCGCCUCCUAAAGAGGUUGAGGAAGAGGAGGAGGGGGCUAAAGACGACCAAGGAGAUCAAGCUGCUGCUGGUGCAGAAGAAGAGGAAGCAUAGGACUCCAGAGGCUGGAUCAUUCACCUUGGGUAUUUUACAAUAUAACUCCAGGAACAAAGUACAUUACUACAAGAAGUUCAGCUCCUGUUAACGUUUCCUGUUCUGUUUGUGGUUUUGCAAAUUUUCGGAAACAGCAUUAAACCACAAAAUUGCUUUGCCAUGAAGAGAGAGUGGCUGCUUCCAGAUAAAGGUUUUUGCUGCCUUGAGUAGAGAGAUUUUUUGUUUGUUUUUUGGAACUUCCAAAUAAUGUAAUACUGUAACUGUUAUGUUUCCAGGACAGUGCCCCUCACAGGCACUUCCCCCCAAUCAUUUUUCAUUCCACACCACAAGAGGGCUUUAAAAAUAAUAAUUGCUAUAGUGCUAUAAUAAUCGAUUGCAACCUAUCUGUUUUAAAUGGUAAAGGUACAGGGACUGUAGACUAUACUACUGGGCACUGUCUGUUGCUGUAGAUAUGCUCUACUGAGUAGUAGUUUCUGCAUCAUUAAAUAUAACAUGUUUAAUUAGU